Molecule: messenger RNA, 1315 nt
Organism: Serpula lacrymans var. lacrymans S7.9
Lineage: Eukaryota; Fungi; Basidiomycota; Agaricomycetes; Boletales; Serpulaceae
Exons: 5
Coding region: 8-1177 (389 amino acids)
Biological process (GO): regulation of dephosphorylation; regulation of signal transduction
Cellular component (GO): cytosol
Molecular function (GO): protein phosphatase 2A binding
Source: RefSeq, a predicted model, not a curated record
GACACCCAUGGCCGAUAUUCCUUCCACAUUGUUCUCGAAAGCCCUUUCGACAGCGGCGAAAGCAACAAACCUGCCCACAGUUGAAGAUGAGACUCAGGAUCUCAUCAAAUCAGCUUUGACUGACCUUCUCCACUUAAACUCGAGAAUCAUUGCACUUUCUGUGUUCAGUCCUAAUGAGACCCUCGAGGAUAUAUCCACUCGUGAUCUUGCAUAUCUAUCUGUUCCCUAUGUAUCAGCCGAAGUAGAAAAUCGUCGCAGAACCACGGAUCCAGGGGAACGAAUGGCCCUUCUUGAUCAAGUACAGAACCACCUAAGAUCAUAUUUAGAAAAUCUGGAUAACUAUGAAAUAGUGCAAGAGGCAGAGCGUGCUCUGUACGAGCAGAAAUCUAUUGCAGUCAAGGAUGCCGCCAAACGUCGAGAUAUGAAGAUCAAGCAAUAUCAAAAAGAGAAGGAUUUGCGUGCUAGGAUCGAGUCAUUACGAAAGCGCAGGCAGCAAGUUCCUAUCGUACCCCAUUCCAACACAGACUUUGGUCUUAUUUUAUCGCUUUUGCCGUCACCUUCUCUAUCCCCAACUCCUGACGAUGAAGACGAUUCAGAAACUGAUGAACUUCUCCGCGAAACCUCUCUUCUUCUACUUCGGUUAUUUUAUGUACAAGCACACGCACAACUUGAGAGCUUGGACCAAGAGGUAGAAUUGUUGCGUAGUAUUCCACCUCCACCCAAUCGACAGUCAGUGCCGUCGGCGGAAGACCGAAGGAGCAAGCAGAAAGAGUCAGAUGACAUCUGGAAACUUGAUGCACCAGUGUCCCAGGGUGGUCAAGGUCCUUUAUUAGAUCCCAGCGGGAAGCCUUUACGUCCGUUUGUUAUAUUACCUGCUGGAGCCUCGGAACGUGCACGACUUCAGUCACAAGUUUUUGGUCCAGGACAUCGCUUACCAACUAUGGCAAUUGAUGAGUAUUUGGAGAUCGAACGUCAAAGAGGCAACUUCUUAACCGGUGGAGGUGCACAAUCUGCGGCAGAACCUACGUCCUCUGAACAACUAGCUGUCGAUGCUGAAACAGAUGGUACGGCAUUCGGUGAAAUGAAAGCAGAGGAAAAGAGACAAAAGGAUGAGAACUGGGCACAAUAUACAGACACGAACCCCAAGGGCGCAGGAAAUACUAUGAAUCGUGGUUGACGUGGGAUGCAAGAAGCGGUUUACAAUCUUUACUAUGAUGUUAAAUUGCGACACGAAUUUGAAUUCGGGUGUCUUGUAGCGCCAAUUCUUCCAAUUCGAAACCUGAUAACGAUAAUAGAUUAACGACUACUCACCAGG